Messenger RNA from Telopea speciosissima, 1929 nucleotides. Its product is annotated as aluminum-activated malate transporter 12-like. Lineage: Eukaryota; Viridiplantae; Streptophyta; Magnoliopsida; Proteales; Proteaceae. The record is from RefSeq and is a predicted model, not a curated record. The transcript is spliced from 6 exons. Gene Ontology annotation, cellular component: plant-type vacuole membrane. The coding region runs from base 115 to 1713 and encodes 532 amino acids. Gene Ontology annotation, biological process: malate transport.
AGAAGAAUCGAUGUUGUAUACUGAAAUCCCCAGUACAAUUCAUAACUAUAUACAGCUCUAUUGUUUAGCCCAAUUAAGGAGUAGUAUUGUUUUCAAGUGUUUUGGCCUUCAGGCAUGGAGAUGGCCAGGAAUCAAGUUUCUGGUGAAGGUAAUAUUGUCCCAGUGAAGAAAGCACACAUGGAGAUUUUGUUGGGGAAGAUGAGAAGAUUGCCUGGGUUAGUGUGGCAAACAACAUUGAAGGUUGGUAGAGAAGAUCCAAGAAGGGUCAUUCAUUCAUUGAAAGUUGGCUUGUCAUUGACAUUGGUCUCUCUGUUGUAUCUUUUGGAGCCAUUGUUUAAAGGAAUUGGACAAAAUGCAAUCUGGGCUCUCAUGACUGUGGUUGUGGUGCUUGAGUUCACUGCAGGGGCUACUCUUUGCAAAGGAUUGAAUAGAGGACUUGGUACUCUAGCAGCAGGGAUGUUGGCCUUUCUGAUUGAAACUGUUGCAGACAAGACUGGAAAUGUCUGUCGAGCUAUUUUCAUUGGAGUUGCAGUAUUUCUGAUAGGUGCUGCAACUACAUACACAAGAUUCUUUCCUUAUAUAAAGAAGAAUUAUGAAUAUGGAGUUGUAAUUUUUCUCUUAACCUUCAAUCUAAUAACCGUAUCAAGCUAUCGUGUCCAUGAUGUGUUAACAUUGGCACAUCAACGGUUCUACACAAUUGCGAUUGGCUGUGGUAUCUGCCUUUUCAUGAGUUUACUGAUUUUUCCAAAUUGGUCUGGGGAAGACCUCCAUAAUUCUACUGUCCUCAAGCUUGAAGGGCUAGCCAGAUCAAUAGAAGCUUGUGUUAAUGAGUACUUCCAAGAACCAGAGAGUCAUGGUAUUGAACAUAAAUUACCUGAAGACCCUAUUUACAAGGGUUACAAGGCAGUUCUGGACUCUAAAUCAAAUGAUGAGACCCUGGCAUUACAUGCAAGUUGGGAGCCAAGGCAUUCACUACACUGUUAUAGACAUCCAUGGCAACAGUAUGUGAAACUGGCAGCUGUUCUUCGCCAUUUUGGGUACACGGCUGUGGCUCUGCAUGGAUGCUUGCAUUCUGAAAUUCAGACACCACAUUCUGUACGAACUCUCUUCAGAGAUGCGUCCAUCCGAGUAGCAAGGGAACUAUCAAAGGUACUCAUGGAACUAGCCGACAGUAUUAGAAACCACCGUCGCUGCUCUCCGGAGAUACUAUCUGAUCAACUCCAUGAAGCAUUGCAAGACCUCAAUAUUGCCAUCAAAUCCCAACCUCGAUUAUUCCUCGGCUCAGAUCAUAACAAAGCAACCAACAUGCUAGCUGUGGCUGCUGCAACUGCAAAUCAGAAGUCUAAAAAGGACUCAGAGGUAAGAUUAUCCUCUGUCAAGACCGACACCUCAGCAUUGCUCGAAUGGAAAACCAAAAGGUGUAGGGACCAGUUCAAGGAGUCAGAACGUAAAAGCUUAAGGCCAACGUUGAGUAAGAUUGUUAUCACAAGCCUUGAAUUCUCUGAAGCACUCCCUUUUGCUGCUUUUGCUUCUCUGCUAGUGGAGGCAGUGGCAAAGCUUGAUCUUGUUAUUGAAGAGGUUGAAGAAUUGGGAAGGUUGGCAAGCUUCAAAGAGUUGAAACCUGGAGAUGAAAUCAUAAUUACUUGUGAGAAAACUCCAAGAAUGAACACUGGAGAUUCGCAACCACAGUAUGCUUCUGAGAUAAUGGACUGAUAAAUGGUGCUUCUGCAUGCUCUUUGAUGGCUACACUAGAUAGUUAUGAUGCAUCUCUAUUCCAGACAAUUAGUUGUUAGCAUGAAUUAAUUAUGUUCUUGCCAGAUCAAUAUGUUCAAACCAUUGCUAGAUUUCAUUGUGGAAGAAUCAUUCUUACUUCUUAGUCAGAUAAUUUAAAGUUGAAUUACAGAAAUCAAAGGCAUUAAAAGUGUGAUU